AUUUCUGACAGUUUGUUUCUUCUUAACGACUGCUUGUUAUAUUUUUGAAUGAAAAGUUAAUUUUGAAUAAAGUCUCCAAGGAUUAUAAUCCCUAAACAUGAGUGAUGUUAUGCAAAAUAUGCAAGAACAAGAUACAUAUGCUAAAACAACUGUUUUACGCCGAAGAAUAUUGAAAAAGGCACAAGACAGUAUUGAUCAAGUAUCAACACUCAUUAAGGAGAAAAUUCCAUGUGCUGGUCAUUAUUUAUCACCCAAAAGACUUUGGCUUAAAAGGAUAUCCACACCUAACUGUGAUGUUGUUAUUGUUUUCCCACAAGGCACUCAGGACUCUAUAUUGUUGUGGUUGUUAUCUAGACUGAGGCAAUCUACUGGGCUCACUAUUCAUGUUAGACAUCAUGCUUCCACUCAAAGUAGUGCUUUCUAUGUAACUGCUCCAUCAUCAGUCUUGUUAGAUGCUGCAGAAGAAUAUCAUCUUCCAAAAUCUCUAAAAUCAAUCAAAGGUGGGGGUGUUAAAGAAUUUUAUGUGCAAGAUUUUCAAAGUUAUGAAGGCUCAGAAGAUGAAAAGAAUUUUUUCACCUCUGAAGAAAGGCAAUGGUUGAUAUUGAGGCUUCUAGAGUGUAUAAGAGCAAAAUCUAGUGAUUUAUUAGCAAUACCAGAUCUUCCUCUCCUUAAAGGGCAACCUAUCAUUCCCAAAUGCUUAAUAUCAGGUGUCAUAAAUCAGGUAUUUCCACUUCAUGAUCAUAGGAUGUUGGAAAAACUGCAGAAAUCAUGGGUUAGGGAUGUAUUUGCUAAGCAGCCAUUGGAUGAAAUCACUGAAUACUUUGGGGUUAAAAUAGGAAUGUAUUUUGCUUGGCUUGGACAUUAUACAACCGCUUUGAGCAUUCCAGCUAUUGUAGGAACAUUAUUUUCGCUAUGUUGUACUGGAAAAUAUCAAGCAGUAGAAGAUAUUGGUUAUGUAUUAUUUUCUAUUUUCAAUGUUAUAUGGGUUACUACAUAUCUUCAAGCUUGGAAAAGAUAUUCAGCUGAACUUGCAUUCAGGUGGGGUACUUUGGAUCAAAGGGAUGAUUUGCUAGCAGAUCCAAGGCCACUUUAUAGGGGUACUCUAGAGCCCAGCCCUGUAACUGGAAGAUUAGAAGCAUUUCAUCCAUCAUGGAAGAGACAUGUUUUCCGUUAUUGUGUGACAGUUCCAGUUAUAAUAUUAUGGCUGGUGACAGUAUUCAUUGUUAUGAUUGUUUCACUGCAAAUACAGGAUUGGUGGGAUAAUUUCUUAAGGGCUAGGUACUUCCCCAUGUGGUUAGGCUAUUUGCCAAAAAUCAUGUUAGCAAUUGUUAUAUCACUAAUGGAUGAAGCUUACUUCAAAGUUGCAAUCUGGUUGAAUGAUAAAGAAAACUACCGACUUGAGACCAAAUAUGAGAAUCAUCUAAUCGGCAAAGUGGCCUUGUUCCAGUUUGUGAAUUCCUUUCUCUCCUUAUUCUAUAUUGCAUUCUAUCUUCAAGACCAAGAUCGGUUGAAACAGCAACUGGCUGCCUUGCUCAUUUCCCGGCAAGUGCUGGGUAAUCUGAAAGAAUCGGCUCUGCCGUACAUCUUAGGGCACUUGCGGUUAGCCAGAAUGAGUUUCGAUCUUUGGGGUGCGCUUAGUCCAGUCGGAAAUAGAUCUCCACCAGGAGCAGAGGAGGAAAACGAUCAGAAUUCCCAGAAUAGCAAUUUGCCAAACGAAACAAGAAGCCAAUCGCAUUCGGCCGAAAGAAGGAGUAUAAGCCAGGCCGAAUUGGAGAGCUCUCUGUAUAAGUAUGAUGGAACCUUUGCCGAUCACUUGGAAAUGACAAUACAAUUAGGUUAUGUGAUACUCUUCUCUUCCGCAUUUCCCUCUGCUGCAAUGUGUGCGAUGUUUAACAAUCUCUUAGAAAUAAGAACUGAUGCUUUCAAAUUAGCUUAUGUUUGUCAGAGACCUUUCGGUCAGAGAGUGCCCAAUAUCGGUACUUGGCAGAAUUGCAUGGAGUACAUCAGUAUCGUAGCUGUCCUUGUUAAUUGCGCCCUUAUAGGUUUAUCGGGUCAGGUGCAUCGAAUGUUUCCGGAAAUGUCCGCAACACAAACGAUACUGCUCAUAGUAGCUCUAGAGCAUAUAAUGUUAGUUAUAAGAUUCAUUAUAACAUGUGCGAUACCUGAUAUACCCGGUUGGUUGGCAACCGAAAUGGCUAAAAUAGAAUGGGCUAGAAGAGAAGCAAGCAGAUCAACUAAUACAACUUCCUCCACUCCGGAGGAUCAAAAUUAUCAGACCAUAGGCAGGUUUUCUGUAUCACCUAGCCAUAGCCUGGUGACUGAUAACAAAACGCUUGAUAAAAAGCAAAGAUCUGAUUCCAAGGAAGGGAUUAAAUCGCUAGCUACAUCCCCCGCGGGAACCAGUUCCUCGUCUUCUACUUCCAGUACCACUUUACAACAUAAACUAGUCAACAUCGCACCAGGCGCAAUUAAAGAGAUACCUCCCUUCAGACCCAGGAAGUCAAAGGAAUGGCAACCGCCCGAGAGUGAAGGCUCCUACCAUUUGACAAUCGGUCCAAGUGGCGGUGUGGAGUGGGCUAAAAGAUUGAAAGAAGUCGAUAUGCAUCGAAGCACAGACUGCAUUACGCCUAAGGAUUCCUCCAGCUCUGAUUCCGAUUUAUUGAAGAACAAUCCAAUUUGGCCCCCUAGACCUAGAUCCCCGAAUAAUAAAGAACCACCUUUGCUUUCUCCACAAGCUAAGCCAAUACCGGCCGAUCCAUCUCUUAGUGACAGCGCCCGAAGUAUCUCAAGCCAAGAAGCUGACGAUGCUUUACGAGCUGCUGAAGAUGCUGCUUCGAAAAAGACGAGGGUGAAACAAAGCCUCAUGAAAAGAGCCAGAUCUGUUGCUAUAUUUUCUCUGAAGCUGAAAGAAAGGCGUGCUAGAGAGGCUUUAGAAAAAGCAAACAAAUCAGUCACACCUGUAGCAUCCCCACUACCUCCUCCACAGUGUGGCGGAGGAGAAUUAUCAUGCAUACCAAUUGAAAAGCUCAUUCAAUUAGAGGACAUAAAGAAUAACCAGAGGCCUAAUGCAAGUGGUACCUUGUAGUACAGUUGUCAAUUGUCAGUUGUUUUAGUGAAAAAUAAUAACGAUUAUUGAGGAUAAUAACUUUUAAUUUUUUAUUGUACAAUGAUAUAGUCUGGGGCUGAAUUACUUCUGUUGCUUUUUUAUAGUUUUGGUCGAAUAAAUAAUGUCAGAAAUUGUA
This is a messenger RNA of Coccinella septempunctata (seven-spotted ladybird), 3242 nucleotides long. Its product is annotated as anoctamin-8. The record is from RefSeq and is a predicted model, not a curated record. Bases 98 to 3085 code for a protein of 995 amino acids. NCBI's taxonomy places the organism in Eukaryota, Metazoa, Arthropoda, Insecta, Coleoptera, Coccinellidae. Gene Ontology annotation, molecular function: chloride channel activity. The transcript is spliced from 19 exons. Gene Ontology annotation, cellular component: plasma membrane. Gene Ontology annotation, biological process: chloride transmembrane transport.